AUGAGCACCAACCCACCUCUGCUGUUUCACAAAAGAGGUGGACCUAUACAAGACUCUAAUGAGGAACCGUUACACCACCGCCCCCGAUUACCCGUAAUUCCGGAUCUGCGUUUUGAAUACAGUUACCUUCGAAGCAUCCAGCCUUACUUCAAAGUCCAACGAGUUGUUCCGGAACCCCGACAAGAUAUUGAUACAGGGCUAGGGGAGAGAUAUGAGAAGGUGGACGCACAUAGUGAUAAGGGCAAGGAUAAGGAGGGUGAACAGCUUCAGCUUGUACGUUCAGAGACCAUAGAAGUUCAAUGGGGCAAGAUAAUUUGGGUGACUACUCGAGACCAAGUUAUUAGCCCUCUCUUACAGGGCGCGUUAUGGGCUCUUGCAAGUUAUUAUCUCAACCCGUUCUCUGCGCAACUUGGCUCAAGGAUGGGCACUUUUGUGCGUUCACAUGUACCUACGAAAGAAGGACUGGGCGCUGGUUGGCUGAGGGACUGGGUUAAGAGGCUUGGGAUAACGAGUGAAGGUGGUGAACGGCGGUGA
Messenger RNA from Laccaria bicolor S238N-H82, 534 nucleotides. RefSeq lists its product as uncharacterized. The record is from RefSeq and is a predicted model, not a curated record. Gene Ontology annotation, biological process: mitophagy. Lineage: Eukaryota; Fungi; Basidiomycota; Agaricomycetes; Agaricales; Hydnangiaceae. Gene Ontology annotation, molecular function: mitochondrion autophagosome adaptor activity. The coding region runs from base 1 to 534 and encodes 177 amino acids. The transcript is spliced from 2 exons.